Messenger RNA from Rosa chinensis, 1360 nucleotides. Its product is annotated as delta(7)-sterol-C5(6)-desaturase. Gene Ontology annotation, molecular function: oxidoreductase activity; iron ion binding. Gene Ontology annotation, biological process: lipid biosynthetic process. Bases 170 to 1006 code for a protein of 278 amino acids. NCBI's taxonomy places the organism in Eukaryota, Viridiplantae, Streptophyta, Magnoliopsida, Rosales, Rosaceae. The transcript has 3 exons. The record is from RefSeq and is a predicted model, not a curated record.
AUUAGUUAUAACAUCAAUUCAGCUGCUCUCAAAUACUAGCUGCGGAUCCAUCCAACUCAUCUUCUCUCUCCCUCUCGCCUCUACACCACCACUAGUCGUUCAACAUCUUCCUCCUCGAAAUCACCACCGGCCACCGUCGCCGGCCGGCACCGCCCGAUCGCGUCGGGGAAUGGAGUCCUCGUCGUCGCCGUCGUCCUCGUACCUGAACUUGUUCGUGGAGGAGACAAGCUUCUACAACCGCAUUGUCCUCGACAGCCUGUUGCCCAACUGGGUGUGGGUCCCGCUGCCCCACUUCUUCCAGUCGUGGCUGCGCAACUACCUCGGCGGGACCUUAAUCUACCUCGUCUCCGGAUUCCUCUGGUGCUUCUACAUUUACUACCUCAAACGCAACGUCUACCUCCCGAAAGAUGCCAUUCCCUCUAAUAAAGCCAUGCUUUUGCAAAUAUAUGUUGCCAUGAAGGCCAUGCCUUGGUACUGUGCUCUUCCGUCUCUCUCUGAGUACAUGGUUGAAAAUGGCUGGGCGAGGUGCUUCUCAAGAAUAAGUGAUGUAGGUUGGGUUGCUUACCUCAUCUAUUUAUCAAUUUAUCUUAUAAUCGUGGAGUUUGGAAUCUAUUGGAUGCAUAGGGAGUUGCAUGACAUAAAGCCUCUGUAUAAAUGGCUUCAUAAUAUACAUCACAUUUACAACAAGCAGAACACCCUCUCUCCAUUUGCUGGUUUGGCUUUCCACCCACUUGAUGGGAUACUGCAGGCAGUUCCGCAUGUUAUAGCUCUGUUUCUUGUGCCAAUGCAUUUUACUACUCACAUAGCGCUCCUAUUUAUUGAAGCCAUAUGGACAGCAAAUAUUCACGAUUGCAUCCAUGCCAAAAUAUGGCCUGUGAUGGGUGCUGGCUACCACACCAUUCAUCAUACUACCUAUCGCCAUAAUUAUGGCCAUUAUACUAUAUGGAUGGACUGGAUGUUUGGAACUCUUCGUGACCCUAUCAAUGAGGAAUCAAAGGUCUUAUGAAGCAUGGUCACCUUCUUGAGCAUCAAGUUUUCCAUUGAUGUUGAAUGUUUAUUGGAUUAUCCCUUCUUCAGUCUUUUAUUUAUGAUGUUUUUUGCUUGUAAAUUAUAUUGCUUGAUACUUGAUUCUCGAGUUUUUUCUUUUUUGGUCUGGGUGGUUUCCUCUGAGUUAAUGGCUAGAUCAUUAAGCUGCGGAGGAGAUAUUUUGAGCUUUGAGAGGAGUUUUAUCUCUUUCAGUUGGUCGCUCCUAGUCCCGUACCAACGUAGCUGGUUCUUCAAUAAGUUGUUAGUUGUAUAAUUCUUCUACAUGUUUUAAAUGGAUUAGAGUUAUGGGAAUGACCACCAUGAUAUUGCCUUU